This is a messenger RNA of Apodemus sylvaticus (European woodmouse), 941 nucleotides long. RefSeq lists its product as uncharacterized. Bases 1 to 789 code for a protein of 262 amino acids. The record is from RefSeq and is a predicted model, not a curated record. The transcript has 5 exons. NCBI's taxonomy places the organism in Eukaryota, Metazoa, Chordata, Mammalia, Rodentia, Muridae.
AUGGAGACCAGAAGCGGUCGGCCGCUGAAGCGGGCGGCUGGUAGGCCGGGGUUCUACAGGGAGCGUCCCCGCCCCGACGCGCGGGUCCCCGCCUCCCGCGGCCGCACCGCCCCUCGGCUCCGCCCGCUCAGCCGGGCUAACGGUCGGCGCGACCUGCCACGAGGGAGCGUCCGCGACCCGCGCAGAGCCGCGCACCAAGCCGAUGGCGUGGACGCAGCUCGGCCCCGCGGUCUGCGUGCAGGCAGGCGCGCGUGGGCGUGUCUCCUUGGCCCACGAGUGUCCCCGGCUUCAGUGUCUCGGCUCUGGUCCAGGACGAAGACUUCUGAAAGCGAGCCAAGGAGAAUCACAGUUCGUCAUGGAGCCCCUGACUGCCUGGUGGAAGGCUGUGAGUCAGAAGACAGCCAGCCUCCCAAUAGAAGAUUUCUUCCUGAACAAAUCUAUCAGUGCAGGUCAGAUUCUGGAAGAAAAUCACCUCCUCUCCUGGCAGAGCCUUCACCGUGUGGGGGAACAUCAGAUUUGUGUAAAGAAGGUAUGCACACUGUUGAGAAGGUGCUGUGCAGGCCACGGGUCACCCAGGAAAAUUUGGGGCAGUUUUCUAGGUUCAACAAAGACUGGUCAUCAAAGUUGCACCGUGACAUCUGGACACCUAGAUCCCGCUUCAGCCAUUCCACCUCAGCUCAGAAUUCGCCACUUGGUGUCAGGUUGGUGGGGCUGCAGGGCCUGCUCUUUAAAUUCAACUAUGCACUUAGAGAAAGAGAGAACCAAAGGAGUAAAAGUAAUCCUUUUUAGGCACACAGUCCCCGAGAAAUGUAGCUACUUUACAUAAUGCUUAAUGGAAGAAAAAGCUCCAAUUCCUACCCAGCCCUUGUGGGAAUUAUUCUGAGUUAUAUUUUACUUACUGAGACAUGAUAAUGUCUUGCAAAGCCAUAUAUUUUGGGAAG